AGUUGAGAAGUCUUUGUUAGAAGGAAAAAGUAAGGAGUGGAAAAACCUUGGGUAACAUAAGAGAAACUGUAUCAUCUCCGAAUCAUCAAUUCCUUCAAUUCUUCUGCAACUCCUUUACAUUCAAUCCUUUUGAAUUUUUGUCUGUUUACAAAUUGCGUAAAUCCACAAAUAUUUACAUUUCUACGGAAUUACAGAUUUGGGGGAAAUGUCGAAUCGAUUCACUGGCCAAAACAGGAACGAUUACAAUUACAAAAAUUCCCCAAAACCCCAGAAAAAAUUCGUGCCAAAGAGGGAUUCCCCGAACCCUAACCCUCACCACACCCUCUCUAACUCCUUCCGGACCGCCGUUGCCACAACCACGGUUAGCGGCAGCGGCGGCGGUGCCGUGGUGGCGUCGACAAGCAGAGUCGGGAUGGGAGGCGAUGGGAAGGGGGUAAAUAGUACCACCGCGACUGGCAAUUUUGUAAUUUACUUGCCACAGGAUGAGGCGGUGGCGGCUGGGCUUGGACCUGAAGAAGGGGGAUUGGAUCCAAUGGAGUCUCAACGUGUUGUUGAUUUGUUGAAUUUAGAGUUGUCUCGUUUGCUCAAGUUGCACCCUAGGGAUUUCUGGAAAGAAGUGGCUACAAAUGAAUCAUUGAGUUCUUUCCUUGAAAGUUUUUUGAAAUUCAGAAGUCGGUGGUAUGAUUUCCCUCAUCGAGGAGCCAGAGGAAUAGUUGCUGGAGUGAUUGUUGGUGAGUUUGAGCUUUGUAGACGUGUCUUCAUGGUCUUGUAUCGCUUAUCAUCCAACAGGGAUCCAGGGGUGAAGAAUGCCGACACUCUGAGUCUAAAAGAUCACGAAGCUCUUCUGCAGGACAAAAAGUUACUUGAUUUGCCAAAACUGUUAGAUAUUUGUGCCAUAUAUGGUCAUGAAAAUGAAGAUUUGACCCGAAUACUGGUUAAGAAUGCAAUGAGAGCCCAACCGUUUAUCCAUGAUGAUUUUCCUGUUCUAUUGUCUCACCUUUUAAGCAUCAUUCAGACUAUGUAUCAAAGAUGCAGCUCAUCCUUAGAGGUUUUGCUUAGUUCUGCUGGCAACCAAGACCAAGGAUCCAGUCGCCUUCACUUAGACUAUCUCGAGGUUAUGGACUUCAUCAAUGACUCAGUUGUAUCAUUGGACUCAUUUGUUACUUCAUACGAACAUGCAGCUGUCUUCUUCUCCUCUCCGGUUGAAAUGAGUUAUGGGAAUGAAGAAUUGCUCACUACCCUUGCAAGGCUACACGACUCGCUUAUCCCGUCUUUGCAAAGGGGAUUUCGUGUGAUUUUGGGUGUGGGUGAAGAUAGGAGCAAGAAAAUACCGAAUGAUUUGCUUUCAGAUGUGUUUUCUAGUUUGAAGAUGAUGUCAACAAGGAUAGCAAAACUUGGGUGGAAGUUACUGUAUUUCUGCUAUCUCAGUGAUGAGGCUUUCGAAAAUAGUUAUUCUCUUCCGAUUUCAAUGAAGAUGUUUCCAGCAAAUGUGGAGGACCCUGUCGUAAGGGCUGACAUUAUAAUACAGACAAUAAGAGAUCUCACUGGAGACAACACUAAUGUUCUUGGGGGCCGAACUUGGGGAACAUUUAUCCAGAACAUUGAGAAUAAUCACCAAAUGAUGAGUCGGAUGCAGUUACUGCAGAAAACAGGUUGGUUAUCAAUGGAUGACGAACAAUUGCAGUUCCUUUCCCAAAUCAUGAAGACCCCACCACACGCUAAUGUCAAAGAAACACACCCCACUUCCUCCCCAGCAAGUAACAAAGUGCAGGCUGACGAAGAUGCAGCAAUUAUAGAGUCGAAAAUCAGUCAAAUAAAAGAACUCUUUCCAGAUUAUGGUAGAGGCUUCUUAGUAGCUUGUCUUGAAGCAUAUAACCACGACCCAGAAGAAGUAAUUCAGAGAAUCCUCGAAGGAACUCUCCACGAAGAACUUCAGUCUCUCGACAUUUCAUUGGAAAAAACACCACCUCCAAAACAGUCGUCUUCUUUAUCAUCCACGAUUAAGCCUAACGACAAAGGCAAAGGCAAACUAGUGGUGGAUUCUGCAAUAUCUCCACCACAAGUGGUGAAAAACCAACCUUUAGUCUCGUCAGUCUCGUCAUCCUCUUCUUCGGCAGUAGGGAGAUUCGUGCGCAAGAACACGAACGACGUGUCUGAAUCCGAAACCUUAAACAACAAGAAGGAAAAGGAGUUGGCCAAAACUGCUGCCCUUUCGGCACAGCUGCUCGAGUACGAUGAUGAGUAUGACGACUCCUUUGAUGACCUGGGAUUGAGUGUGGGUGAUUCGGGUAUGGAGGAGCCUGAGACACUUGGCGAAAGAAUGAACUCACACAGAGGAGGAAAGUCAACGGAAGCUGAAGGUGGUGGCUCGGGUUCGAACGCUGCUGACAGUUCGAAGUGGGGGUCGCGUAAGAAGCCACAGUAUUAUGUGAAGGAUGGUAAGAAUUACAGCUACAAAGUUGAUGGAGCAACAGCUGUGGCAAAUUAUAACGAAGCGAGAUUGGUCAAUCAAGUGCAGAAGGAACUCGUGCAUGGACUUGGGCAAGGUGGCAAUUUACCGUUGGGUGCGGUUAAAAGAUGGACGGAGAAGAAUGAGGAGCAAGAAGAAGAGGGACAAGAAAAUGAUGAAGGUGGAGGGAGGGGGGGGAGGGGUGGUGGCAGAGGUGGUGGAGGGAGGAGAGGCAGAGGGAGGAAUCAGUACAGGAAAGAUAGAGCAAUGAGUAAGCAUUUUUCUGGUAUGCCUGCUCAUUUUAAUUCAUGAAAGGAAACGGUUUUCUUUCGUUUUGUCCAAUUCGAUAUAUUUCUACAGUAGUAAAUUAAUACAUAAUUUGAUGGUAGAGGGUUUUUUGUAAUGUAAACGUCGACUGGAUCCUGCCCAUCAGUUCUUGCUUUGCACAUUGACUUCACUUUUGAAAUGAGGGGCUUCUUUUGUUUCAAGAGUAUAUCAUAGAAAAUAUUAUAAUUUUUUUUUAA
Messenger RNA from Erythranthe guttata (spotted monkey flower), 2973 nucleotides. Its product is annotated as Ubiquitin system component Cue protein. Gene Ontology annotation, molecular function: ubiquitin binding. Lineage: Eukaryota; Viridiplantae; Streptophyta; Magnoliopsida; Lamiales; Phrymaceae. The record is from RefSeq and is a predicted model, not a curated record.